AUGGCUCCGUUUCGUAACUUCCUGAGCAGAAGGUCGGCGGCCCCCAAUGGUGGGGAGAUCGAGAACAUCCACGAAGACAACCGGGUGUCCACAGAGAGUCAUCACUCCAAUCCGUUGAGUAUCAGAAACAGCUACGAAAAAGAACCCCCCGAAUAUAAAUUGAGUGUUGUCGACGGUAACGGUGCUUAUCUGCCGCCCUCGCCCCCAGAGAAGCAGAGUUUCUGGAAGAAAUAUCCUGGUCCGAACCGAUCGUCAAAUCAUCGAGAUCUCGUUGACGAUAAUGAACCCUUCUCAAUAUCCCGCGAAUCAUUCGAUUCGUACCGGCGGUCAUUUGAUAUUACCGCUCGCUCUCCAGUGAGCUACACCGACACAAUGCCUUCUCGAACUUCACUAGACUCACGGUUCUCCCGCAUGACGUCGCAAUCUACGUCGCACACGAACGGAUUCUCGAAGCCCGAGGCUAUGGAAGAAGAGAAGUUUGAGGAUGUGGGCCUUGACGACGAAGAGGUUAAACCCAAAAAGAGAGGCAUCUUCUCUCGGUUUAGCGAUUUCUCUGGCGAGUCGCAGGCAUCUGGAAACACGAAACCUGCAUCGCAACACCUUGGAUUUCACAUCCCUGGCAGGAAAAAGGGAUCCACCACUCUCGAAUCUGAGUUAGGUACGAUCAGGCCACCUGUCAGUGCAGGAGCCGAGACCGCCUGA
Molecule: messenger RNA, 702 nt
Organism: Aspergillus viridinutans
Lineage: Eukaryota; Fungi; Ascomycota; Eurotiomycetes; Eurotiales; Aspergillaceae
Exons: 4
Coding region: 1-702 (233 amino acids)
Source: RefSeq, a predicted model, not a curated record